Molecule: messenger RNA, 3296 nt
Organism: Daphnia carinata
Lineage: Eukaryota; Metazoa; Arthropoda; Branchiopoda; Diplostraca; Daphniidae
Product: serine proteinase stubble-like
Exons: 7
Coding region: 1417-2766 (449 amino acids)
Biological process (GO): proteolysis
Molecular function (GO): serine-type endopeptidase activity
Source: RefSeq, a predicted model, not a curated record
UCGUUGUUCUAUAUUAUUCUAAAGUCAGAAAAGGGAGCCCCAUAGUUUCCGAGAAAAAGACAGAUGGGGGGGAAAUAGAAAGCUAGGUUGAUCCCGAAUUGCGAGCGGUAAAUAUGUUUGUUCCCAUCCACUACGGUGGUUUGUCCUAGUAUUAAUGAAGGCAGAAAGUUGGAGAAAGAAAGCUUUUUCUUAGACGACAGACCUCAUCGCCAAUCUACCGCCAUGUGCCAUUGUUACCCUGAAGGGAAAAUGAAACGAUCUAGAAGAUGAAAGUCUAGAAAUCGAUAUGAUAUAUGGACUAGAUUUUUUUUUUGUUGCCAUGUUUCCGACUCACUCUAUGCAAUCUAUUUCGGAAUGCAAUUAGUAGGUGGGAUAAAAUUUUUCAAUCGGUUAUCUAACUUUUGCAAUUCAUUUGAUUUUUACAACUACCGGUAACACCAGAAUCAAAUUACCUUUCCCUUUUUUUCCUUUCCUUUUUGUUCCAACGCUGUAAAUGAACGCAUAGAAACAAUUAAAUGUUAAUGAAUCGUGUUGUGUUCCAUAAAUGGCGAACCAUUUUCGUUAGAUUUCGGGAAAAGUAAAAGCGAGGGAAAAUUCUGCUUCAUCAGCCUAUUGGUGAGAGCUUAUAGUUUUACAGUUAGUUCCACCCGAUCAUUUUCUUUCUCUCAUCGAGGCUGCUCGUACACGGUAGUAGGCAAAUUGAAAUUGUAUCUGAUUGUGCCUAAUUUACAUAUAAUGAUAACAAAAUUUGGGGUAAGAGAGGCCUCGAGUUUUAUUUUAAAAUCUAUUUUAAUGCUGACCCAGAAAUCGUUCGCCCGCUGCCCGUAUUUGUUUACCUGCUUGCAUAUCUGAUGAUCGUGUUUUGUUUCCCUCCACUCUGCUUCUUGCGUUGUUGGUAGUAGACAACAAAUUUCCCAAGUUGUGCGUCCAACGUUCAGAAGGUGAAAGUUUCUCUUCUCCUUGCUACCCACCCAUUCGUUUUCCCUCUUGAAGGCAUGAAAAAGAAACCACCACUGCCGACCUCCUCCUCCAUGUUUGAAGUGAAACCCUUAAAAAUAAAACACAUACCCACCCAAUAGCAAAGCCUUGAGUUAGGGCAGGUUGGGAAAAACUAAGGUGGUGUUUUUAUUAUUCUUCCUUCUCCUCUUCGUUCGCCCUCUCUCUUUCUCCGUCUGCGGCACUUCUUUAUAAAGGGGGUAUACCGAUCUGCGUUGAGAUCAGUUGAGCUUAGUUGCGACUACGGGGAGGAUCGAAUAUUAUAUCCGCUCUCGUCAGCCCCAGCCUGCCUUCUCUUGUGUGUUGCGGAUGAUUCGGCGUAAAAUCCAACAACAGUGACCUCCGACUUUGUGGUUCGUUUUCGACCCAUCCCUUCGACAUCCUAUUCAGUGCACUUGUACGUUUUGGCAGUAAACAAUAAUGAACAUCCUGCGGAUUUCUCCCUUGGCGGCCGUGGCCCUCGUUUGUGUCCUACUCCUCGCUGACCUGGAUACGACUAGAGCUCAGUUGACGAGCCUGUCUGACUCGGAGGUCUCCAGCGGAACAGUUUUCUUUCCGGAGGACGACGAUGAAAUCGUUGAUGAAUCCUCCCCUCCUCUGGCAUUUCGCCAUCCGCCAAAUGGCCGUCGAGACCCUUCCAAUGCACAAUCAAACGGCCGCUUUCCUCAUCCUGUCAACAGCUUUCUGAAGCCGUUUGAGCCGCUAUUCAACGGUGUUGUGCCCAACUUUUUCAAUAAUCCUGAACCGAAUUUCAACAUCCACCAUCAUUACAAUCAGCACGGAGGCAAUUUUCAUUUGCAAGGUCCUCCUUCGCCGCUUCCUCCGCCACAGCAGAUUCCUUCGCAUCUCAACUUCCCUGGGCCACCCGUCAAGAGGCCUCCACACAAGAAUACAAUCAAAUUCCCUUCUGAUCUACCUCCAGGCAAUCAUUUUUCUCAUGACCAGCGGCCGACACAGAACAGCAACAAACGUCCGAAGCCGAAACCAACAGUGAAUCGACAAUUUAAAGAAUGCGGAUUGACCUAUACUCGUAUGAAUCGGAUUGUCGGUGGUCACGAAACAAGCUUUGGCAAAGUUCCAUGGCAGGCGUCGAUUGUCAAAACAAGCUACCUCUCCAGGAGGGUGUCGUGUGGUGGUGCGCUAAUCAACAACCGCUGGGUAAUCACGGCCGCUCACUGCGUGCACAGUACGGCAACAUCGGGUAUUCGAGUGCGACUAGGCGAAUGGAAUAUGAAAGACACCAACGAACCUCAACCUCACGAAGACUACGACAUUGAACGCAAAGAGGUGCACCCUAGCUACAAUCCAGCAGACUUCCAGAACGACAUCGCCUUAUUGAAGCUCAAACGCGAUGUAGUGUACAAGGAACACAUUAUCCCGGUUUGUCUACCACCAGCCAAAGCCAGUUAUGUCGGUCAAACAGGAACGGUCACAGGAUGGGGCCGCACAGCUCACGGUGGAGCGACAGUGCCGGACGUUUUGCAGGCAGUUGACGUCCGUGUCAUCGACAACAGCGACUGUCAGAAGUGGUAUAAAGACGCAGGCAGAAGGGAGACUAUCUAUAAUGUCUUUACGUGUGCGGGAUACAAAGAGGGAGGCCGUGAUUCUUGUCAGGGUGAUUCCGGAGGACCAUUGACGAUUGAAAGUAAUGGUCGAUCCACGCUGAUUGGUCUGGUCUCGUGGGGCAUCGGAUGCGCUCGGGAGUCACUGCCGGGAGUCUAUACCAACAUUCCCGUUUUUGUUGACUGGAUAGAGCAAAACAUUCGCUAGUCAAUUUCAUCACCACAAGCACAAAAUUCAUCGGAUAACGUUCGCCUAAGACAAAUCGAGAAAUUAUUCCGUCUAAUGUUUAAAAAAUACUACCACUUAUUAUUAGUGUUGUCUCGAUUAUUUUAUUCUUGUUUAUUUUCAAUUUAUUUACGCUCCCGACGAUUUUAGUUAACGGACAGGAUUCCGUAACACACUGUAAAUAGUUCGAUCACACGUGAAAAUGAUUCAGUGCAUUCCUUCCCCAAUGAUUAUGAGCCUCCCGAUCCCUCUAGAGCUGCCUUUCGCCGCAGCGCAGUCGUGCCUUUUUUGUUCCCUAUCCCUUUUUACCGAAAUAUCGUGCAUUGCCCAAACAAAUCCUUCGUGUUGUGCAUUCAUAUAAUUUAGAGGUAUAUCUGAAUGUGUUGUGUGCCUGUGUGCAUAAGGGGCAAAUCGUUUCCAAAUCUUAUACCAUAUUUUGAGUGUUGCUAAAAAGCAAACGAAUAAAUGAAGGGGAAAAAGAAUUUUUAGCAAAUACACAUUUCAUGGCACCA